AUGAAUGUAAGGAAUGUGGAAAAACCUUCAGUAGUCGUUAUCAUCUUACUCAACACUACAGAAUCCAUACUGGUGAGAAACCCCACAUAUGCCAUGAAUGUGGGAAAGCCUUUCGUCUCCAAGCAGAACUCACCCGACAUCACAGAAUUCAUACUUGUGAGAAACCCUACGAAUGUAAGGAAUGUGGAAAGACUUUUAUUCGUAGCAAUCAACUUAUUUCACACCAGCGAAUUCACACCAAUGAGAAUACCUACGAAUGUAAAGAAUGUGGGAAGAUUUUUAGUCGGCGCUAUAAUCUUACUCAACAUUAUAAAAUUCACACUGGUGAAAAGCCCUACAAAUGUAAAGAGUGUGGAAAGGCCUUUCGUUUUCAAACAGAACUUACUCAGCAUCACAGAAUUCAUACUGGUGACAAACCCUAUCAAUGUAAGGAAUGUGGGAAAGCCUUUAUUCGUAGCAAUCAUCUUACUCAACAUCACAGAAUUCAUACUGGUGAGAAACCCUAUGAAUGUAAGGAAUGUGGGAAGACCUUUAGUCGUCACUAUCAUCUUACUCAACAUCACAGAAUCCAUACUGGUGAGAAACCCUAUACAUGUAAUGAAUGCGGAAAUGCUUUUAUUUGUAGUUAUCAACUGACUUUACAUCAAAGAAUUCACACUGGUGAGAUUCCUUACAAAUGUAAGGAAUGUGGAAAGACUUUUAGUCGUCGGUAUCAUCUUACUCAACAUUUUAGACUCCAUACUGGUGAGAAACCUUAUGGGUGUAAAGAAUGUGGGAAUACUUUUCGUCUUCAAGCAGAACUUACUCGUCAUUACACAAUUCAUACUGCCUCAAGGCAUCCCAGCUGCUGCCAAGUGGAGAUGA
This is a messenger RNA of Nycticebus coucang (slow loris), 864 nucleotides long. RefSeq names its product zinc finger protein 781-like. The record is from RefSeq and is a predicted model, not a curated record. Lineage: Eukaryota; Metazoa; Chordata; Mammalia; Primates; Lorisidae. The transcript is spliced from 2 exons.